Carlito syrichta (Philippine tarsier) is the source of this 2666-nucleotide messenger RNA. It is a transcript of the gene ERMP1, whose product is annotated as endoplasmic reticulum metallopeptidase 1. The transcript is spliced from 14 exons. The record is from RefSeq and is a predicted model, not a curated record. NCBI's taxonomy places the organism in Eukaryota, Metazoa, Chordata, Mammalia, Primates, Tarsiidae. Bases 334 to 2382 code for a protein of 682 amino acids. Gene Ontology annotation, molecular function: metalloexopeptidase activity. Gene Ontology annotation, biological process: proteolysis.
GAUUAUCUUGAACACAUUACGUCCAUUGGCCCCAGGACUACAGGAAGUCCAGAAAAUGAAAUUCUGACGGUGCGCUACCUUUUGGAACAGAUUAAACUGAUUGAAGCGCAACGCAACAGCCUUCAUCAGAUUUCAGUGGAUGUUCAACGGCCCACAGGUUCUUUUAGCAUUGACUUCUUGGGAGGCUUUACAAGCUACUAUGAUAACAUCACCAACGUUGUGGUAAAGCUGGAACCCAGGGAUGGAGCCCAGCAUGCUGUCCUGGCCAACUGCCAUUUUGACUCAGUGGCAAACUCACCAGGUGCCAGUGAUGAUGCAGUUAGCUGCUCAGUGAUGCUUGAAGUCCUUCGCGUCUUGUCCACGUCUUCAGAAGCCUUACAUCAUGCUGUCAUAUUUCUCUUUAAUGGUGCUGAGGAAAAUGUAUUGCAAGCCAGUCAUGGUUUCAUUACUCAGCACCCUUGGGCCGGCUUGAUUCGUGCAUUUAUUAACCUGGAAGCAGCAGGUGUGGGAGGGAAAGAACUAGUAUUCCAAACAGGUCCUGAAAAUCCUUGGCUGGUUCAAGCUUAUGUUUCAGCAGCUAAACACCCUUUUGCUUCUGUGGUGGCUCAGGAGGUUUUUCAGAGUGGAAUCAUUCCUUCAGAUACAGACUUUCGUGUCUACAGAGAUUUUGGAAACAUUCCAGGAAUAGACUUAGCUUUUAUUGAGAACGGAUACAUUUAUCACACCAAGUAUGAUACAGCGGACAGAAUUCUGACAGAUUCCAUUCAGAGAGCAGGUGACAACAUUUUAGCUGUUCUUAAAUACCUAGCUACAUCGGAUAUGCUGGCUGCUGCUUCUAAGUAUCGACAUGGAAACAUGGUCUUCUUUGACGUGCUGGGCCUGUUCGUCAUUGCCUACCCAUCUCGUAUUGGCUCGAUAAUAAACUGCAUGGUGGUAAUGGCUGUCGUUUUGUACCUGGGCAAAAAGUUGUUGCAGCCUAGACAUAAGACUGACAACUACACGAAGGACUUCUUGUGCGGACUUGGCAUCACUCUGAUGAGCUGGUUCACUAGCCUCGUCACUGUUCUCAUUAUAGCAGUGUUCAUCUCUCUUAUUGGACAGUCUCUCUCAUGGUAUAACCACUUCUAUGUCUCCGUUUGUCUGUAUGGAACUGCAGCUGUAGCCAAAAUAAUAUUUAUACAUACCCUUGCAAAAAGAUUUUAUUACGUGAAUGCCAGUGACCAGUAUCUGGGAGAAGUAUUUUUUGACAUCUCGCUCUUUGUCCAUUGUGGUUUUCUUGUAACCCUCACUUACCAAGGACUUUGCUCGGCAUUUAUUAGUGCUAUCUGGGUAGCGUUUCCAUUGCUCACAAAACUUUGUGUGCAUAAGGACCUUAAGCAGCAUGGUGCCCAAGGAAAAUUUAUUGCCUUUUACCUUUUGGGGAUGUUUAUCCCUUACCUUUAUGCAUUGUACCUCAUCUGGGCGGUUUUUGAAAUGUUUACCCCUAUUCUCGGGAGAAGUGGCUCAGAAAUCCCCCCUGAUGUUGUGUUGGCAUCCAUUUUGGCUGGGUGUACGAUGAUUCUCUCUUCCUAUUUUAUUAACUUCAUCUACCUUGCCAAAAGCACCAAAAAAACCAUGCUGAUGUUAACUUUGGUGUGUGCAGUUACAUUCCUUCUUGUCUGCAGUGGAACUUUUUUCCCAUACAGCUCCAAUCCUGCAAAUCCGAAGCCAAAGAGAGUGUUUCUUCAGCAUAUGACUAGAACAUUUCAUGACUUGGAUGGAAACGUAGUGAAACGGGACUCUGGAAUAUGGAUCAAUGGGUUUGAUUAUACUGGGAUGUCUCACGUAACACCUCACAUUCCUGAGAUCAAUGACACCAUCCGAGCUCACUGUGAGGAGAGUGCACCCCUCUGUGGUUUCCCUUGGUACCUUCCAGUGCACUUUCUGAUCAGGAAAAACUGGUAUCUUCCUGCACCAGAAGUUUCUCCAACAAACCCUGCCCAUUUUCGACUUAUAUCCAAAGAACAGACACCUUGGGAUUCUGUGAAGUUGACCUUUGAAGCAACAGGACCAAGCCAUAUGUCAUUCUACGUCCGAGCCCACAAAGGAUCAACGCUCUCUCAGUGGUCUCUUGGCAAUGGCACCCCAGUCACCAGCAGAGGAGGGGACUACUUUGUGUUUUACUCCCACGGACUCCAGGCCUCUGCGUGGCAGUUCUGGAUCGAGGUGCAGGUCUCAGAGGAGCGUCCUGACGCCGGAGGGAUGGUCACGGUGGCCAUUGCGGCCCACUACCUGUCUGGGGAAGACAAGAGGUCCUCCCGCCUGGACGCGCUGAAGGAGAAGUUCCCAGACUGGACGUUUCCCUCGGCGUGGGUGUGCACCUACAACCUCUUUGUGUUUUAAUCUUGCGCACAAGCGCUAGACGCUACCCCGUGGACGCUCCACGUGACAGUUCUCCCUCUGUCGUGGGGCGUCUGUAAUGUCGGUCAGUGAGUUUUAACGAGCAAACGUUCAAAGAGCUUUUGGGGCCACCCCUCUUCAGGGCCAAGCACUGUAAGGGUCAAGCUGGGGGACGGCGCCGCAUGCCUUCGGACACUUGAAACGCCAGUUUUCUGGCCCUCAGGCGCGUGUGGGCAUUGCCACUACACUGCUGUCAGCUCCUGUGACCUCGAGGACAAAAGCCAACA